Messenger RNA from Prunus armeniaca (apricot), 372 nucleotides. The record is from the annotation of a GenBank genome assembly. NCBI's taxonomy places the organism in Eukaryota, Viridiplantae, Streptophyta, Magnoliopsida, Rosales, Rosaceae.
AUGCAACUUGAUCACAAUGAUGACACAUGGGGAGGGUUCCUAAUGGGACUCGAUAGCUUCAUCCUAGUAGACGAAGAAAUGCAUAGAAUGGUUGUUAGACAUCAGUUGCAGGCCAACAAUGUUAGGAGUCAAUACCAAUUAAAUAUUGAAGCACACUCUUAUGACCAGCUGUUGCAAGAUGCUGCGAUUAUAGUUGUUGAUAUUUGGUCACCACCAGGGAUAAACUUACCUUAUGUUCCAAAACCACAGGGGUUAGAGUUACCCCAUGUCCUAGACCCAGAAGAUGAAGCAUAUUUGGAACUUCUGGACUUUGAUGCUCUGUCUACUGAGUCUAUUGCUUAUGCUACUUCAAUGGUUUGUAACAACUUAUAA